AGUCUUCAACUAAACUUUCUUUCCCCUUCCUGAUUUCUUUGUAAAUCAACGUCACUAUUAAAAUUAAUGCUAUGGGAUAGAAAUGCCUACUAGUUUAUUUUGACUUUUGAAACCAUCUAGACGAUAAAAUAUAUUUUAUUUUGACAUAUAAAAUUUUAAAUUGCUGGUUCGGUGACUUCAAAUCAUCCCGAUGACAAAUUUUCAGCCGAAGCAAUUUAUCUGUGAAUAAAUACACACAUCUAGUGGAUUUAAAAUGGCUGACGACAAGUCAAGUGAGACUCGUUUUGAUAUUUACAAGUACAGACGCAGAGCAACCCAAAGCCAAUUACCAGGUUUAUCAGCACCUAUAACUGCAGCUGCCAAUGUGCGCUUUGAAAUUGACAAAAACAAAAAGCAGAAAACUUAUGCUAUAUUGCAAGAAACACGAUCUGAAUUUAGCAGCAACAGCAAACUGCGAACACUCUUGUUAAUAUAUUCUAACCCUGCGUGGAAAGUAUUCAUACUUACAACGCUAUUCAUUUCAUAUAUUCUAGAUACUUGUGUUUAUACAUUUUAUAGAUCAGACGAAAGACCGUUUUGGACGAUAAUAAUUUUAUUGUGUUUCAAUUUCAUAUUUGCUUUCGACGUUGUGAUUAUUGUUGGAUUGAAGUUCUUUAGGAAAUGGAGAAAAACUUUGAACCUUGUCGAACCAGAAACAUUUAUAGUAGUUCUCAAUAUUAUAUUGGCGGUUCCGUAUUCAUUUUUGUAUUUAUUAGCCGAUAUAAACGCUCAGUUCAACUUUCAUGCGAUAGCACCUUUGGUAGCAACCAUAAGAGUGUAUAGAAUUUUAGAAUAUUUCUACAAUAGAUCCUCCCAAGCGGGCAGCAAUCAGUGGACAACGUUUCUAUCGCAGUAUUUGAUACUUUUCUUUCUUUCUGUACAUACUUGGACAUGUGUGUGGUUUUUAUUUGCUAAUAGAAGUUUCGAUUUACACAAAAUUCGUACCUCGUGGUCUUUAGCAGCGGUAUAUUUACCAACGGAGGUGACACUAGAUUGGUAUUAUGUGUGCACAUAUUGUUCAGUCAUGUUUCUCACUACUAAUGCUCUGGGAGAUUUAUACCCGGUGACUACCGCUGAGAGAGUGAUUGCCAUAUUAGCAACUUUACUCGGAUUCCUGCUAACAACAGUUGUAUUUGUGGGUUCAUUAACUUCACAAUUCAUUACAAUUACAACACGGCGUUCGAAGUAUGUACGACAAUUGAAGAAAAUAAAGAACCACCUGAGGCUGAUCAAAAUGGAUACGGACACUACGAAACGUAUUAUCGGGUAUUAUGAGGAUCUCUGGUACCAAAAAUCAGGAGUUUUCCAACCUAAACUACUGAAACUUCUUCCCUAUCCUUUACAAAUGGAAAUCUGCUACGACUUAAAUGCCGUUCCGCUAUAUAGCUCGUUGAUAUUUAGGAAACUACCGGAAGCAUUCCUUAGGAGGCUAUCUUUAGACAUGAGUCACCAGUUUUAUUUACCGGGAGAUGUUGUAUACAGCCAUAACCAGAACAAGACUAUUAUGGUAUGUGUCACUAGUGGCGUUUUAGAACUAUUGUCUGACGAAGAUGAUGAAAGUCCAAUGAUUUCAUUUGCCACUGGGACAUGUUUCGGAGAAAUAUCCCUAGUUUACAAUAUACCUGCGCGAUGUACAGUCAAAGCAGCGACUUAUGUCGAAUGUCAGGUACUGGAAAAGACCAAUUUCAUAAAACUAAUGAUGACUUAUCCAGACCUCGUUGAAUCGAUACGCCACGAAAUUCAAGAGCGAAUAAACAGGAGUCGACUGAAGAAAAUAAAGCAAGGGGAACAUACUGAGUUCUCAUUAAAUAUCUACGCAUCUAAGGAUCGGAAGAAGAGCAGCAUUAAAUGUUUAAAAGAUAAAUUGAGAUACAUUCAAGGAAUAUCAGACGUCAACACCUUGACAAAUGAGGACACGCUUGAUGAAAAUUGCUUGGAACUGUACAUUAUAUCUGAACACGUUAAGAAAAAAAUGUCUAUGUUCACUUGUAUCAAGUCCAGGUUUCCAUGGAUAUUAGAAGCUGACUGUCCUUUAGUCAAAUAUUGGGAAUUGUAUAUGCUCAGCAUAGUCUUUUGCAUAAGUAUUAUUUAUCCUUACUUUAUUGGAUUUAAACGAUCGUUUCCAGCUGGAAUUUAUUUCUAUACCCAGAUAAUUAUAACAUUGUCGUUGAUUCUCAAUGUUUUUAUAACUUCUAUAACUGCGGUUAAGACUAAGAAGAGGCAUAUAAAAGAUUUCAAAAGUAUAUUGAAAUAUAGAAUGAAUACUCUUGGCUUUUAUCUUGACGUUGUGGCAAUAAUUCCGUUCGAAUACAUAGUGACCAUUCAUCAAACUGUGAAAUAUCACGAUAACUAUAGAGAUCACUUAUUUUACCUGUGCAAAGGUAUUAAACUAUGUUUAGUAUGGAGGCUGUCCAGUUUUUUUGAGAACUUGGAAAGAAAAUUGUUAUUAAAUUCGCUACUUGUGAAGAUAAUUAAGUAUUGCGUAUACAUCUGCUUAUUAUGUUACUGGUCUGGCGUUAUAUUAUAUAUGGAGUCAUGUUUCGUGAACCGAUGUUCAGAAAACUCGUGGUUUAGUAGAGCACUGGUUUGGGAUGAUCAAAACCGGGGUGCCAGAAUCUCAAAAACUAAAUAUCCCCUUAUAACGUCUGUAUAUUUUGCAACUACCGUCCUGCUUUCCGUGGGCUAUGGGGACUACACUCCCGGAGAUAUUUACGACAUGGCUUUUAUAGCCUUUCUUAGUCUCUACGGCGUUCUACUUUCCGGAUACUGUAUUUCUGAGUUCUCUGCUGUUGUCACACAUUGGUCAAGAACGAAAACAGCUUUCUUGGAAGUCAUCAUAACGAUAGAUAAAUUCAUGAACGAAAACAAUAUGCAUCCAGCAAUUAAAUCUCGAAUCAUGGCUUUUUACGAAUUGCAGUGGCAAUAUAAUUCGGGUGUCGAAUUAACAGAUGACAAUUGGUUAGAGAAGACGGUAGUUCCAUCAGAACUGAGGAAAAAAGUCUUGCACCAAGCCAGAUUCAAAGCACUCACGUCCAUUAAGUUUUUUCAAGUGAAAAAUAAAGCUUACAUUCACACGCUUACUGAGGCUGCUAGGGACAUAAUUUUACCACCUGGUGAAAUCGUAUUUUAUGGAGGGACGGUGACAAGAGAGCUGUACAUAAUAGAGAGCGGUUAUUGCUUAGUGACAUCAAAUGAAAUGAGAGAGACCAAAACUGAGCGCGUGAUAGGCCCCGGCAAUCACGUGGGGUUACUGGUACUAUUGUACGGGAUCCCCACUCUCAGCACCGUCGUUACAUUGACUCACUGUAAGCUCGUUAGUGUGAGCCAUUACGCUUACACAUCGGCAUUAAGUCUAUUCCCAGACAUGAAAGAGCAUGAAGGUCUAUUAAAACCAGAAGAGCUACAACACAUAGAACAGCAGGCGAAAGCGCAAACCCCGGACUCCUAUUUACAACAUUACAACCGACUGACAGAGAAAAAACAGAAAGUAAAAAUCACAAGUCUACUACAAGAAUUUUUCAACAACUCCUUCAUAGACCUCAAUGCGGAAUAUAAGAAAUUGAAGCAAAAAUAUUUGACAUCCUUCAAACAGUUCCAUGUGCUGAACAAUGUAGCAGCAUAUUUAUUGAUGCCAAUCGCUAUAAGACCAGACGGAAUAUUCUUGAAAGUGUGGGCGAGCGUUCGAAUGGCCACUGCAUUUUUACUGUGUCUACUCAUACCCGUGAUUGUAUCUAUGGCGCCACUGUUUGGAACAUUCAACGUGACACUCGUAAUUUUGGAAACCAUCUGCUACAUAGAUAUGUAUUUGAUGUUGCACGUUGCAUAUUAUGGAUGUAAAAACCAAUUGAUAUACCAUCCCUAUAUGACCGCUAAACACUACCUCCAGGGCCAAUUUACUGUGGACUUUAUAACGUGUUUUCCUUGGUAUGCUAUUUGGAAACUGUUUGUUCCUAAACAUAAUGAAGAUCAUACGCCUGAAGACCACGAGAUCAAUUCACAUAUGUUCCAUUGUGCUUUGAGAAUGAUCAACGUUUUACAGAUUGUCAAACUGUAUGCUGCUUCGUGGGCCGAAUCUAUUGGUGCUUUGAGGAGGGCAUACUUCAUGAGCGUGGUCCACUUCCUUCUUAUAACGUUAUUCUUUCUAAAUUUGUACACUUGCCUUUUAAUCACCUUAUCCUGUAGAUACGUUAAGGCGAAUGACCCGGAAGAUUUUGAAUAUAAAAUCAAAAGAAUAUCUGGAACAAUCCCUUAUUUGAACACCACGUUUCACCCUGGCGGCAAUAUGGUUUGUUUAGUAGGAUCUUGGAUAGACGGAGUAACCAUUAUAGAAGGACACCACAUGUCGCCAUCUAAAGUGCUCUUACUAGCUUAUUAUUGGACAGCAACGAGUUUUGGAGGAGCUGGUUUCGGCGAUAUCACUCCUCAGAACAUAGAGCAUAUGAUACUGUGUAUCUGCGUAAACAUACAUGGCGUCCUAUUUUUUGGAUAUGUAUACGCAAGAAUAGCGUCAUUGAAAGCUAUGGCAGAUCAAGUGAUUACAAAGUUUCAAGAGAAUCUGAAACAUUUGGAAAUGUUUUUGAAUAGAGAGAAAGUGCCUUUUUUGCUCAAAAAGACCAUUUUAGAAUUUUGGAAGUACCAAUGGAAAAGGACAGGUGGUUGGUCGCAUCAAUCAAUACUGGGGAAACUUCAUGCGAAUUUAAACGAAGAUGCUGUACUAUACAUGUACGAGAAAACUUUAAGAGAAAUCCCAUUAUUUGAAAACGUUGAAUAUUCCUUCUUUAGAGCUUUUGCAAAGAAACUGAAAGAAUCGUACUUCCAGAAAGGAUAUAUGGUUAUGAGAUCGAAUGAAGUGAUAGAUACUAUGUAUAUUAUUUAUAGAGGAAAGGUUGACAUUAUUUCAAAUAUAAAUGAAGUAGAAGCUUGUAUGGGUCCUGGAGGGAUAUUCGGUAACAUUAGAGGAGCUACGAAGUAUAUGACAAUGUCAAAUGUAAUCGCAAGUCGAAACAUUGAUUUGCUUUGUAUUAAAGGACGAGACUUCUACGCACUGUUAAAGAGCUAUCCUUCAGUACUACAAAAAGUGAAGGAAUCUGUUGAAACAGCAGUGAAAGACUAUGUAUUGCCAACGAUAGUAUCUGCAAGGAAUAGCAGCACUGAGGUAACGAAUUUUCCUUUGUCGUACGAAACUGGAGAAGAGGAAGCAGACGAAUUUGAAAUUGAUCCUGAACUUUAUAUGGAGAGUCCAGAAAAGAGUAUUGCAGAAUCGCACGGAUCCAAAUCCAUCACAUCAGCAAACGUCGAUUACGUUCCAGCCACACUUUUAUGUUUUAAGCCACAUAGAUGGUUUCGUAGCAGCAUUAUUCCGGAUAGCGCAUUGGUCACUUGUAUGGAAUAUCUCAUUCUCUUCUUAUCGUAUAUGGACUUUAUGCUGUUGGUAUACCAAAUGGCAUUCCUCUCAGUGCCAUAUUUCUUCCACGUUUGCGUCAUAUUCGAUAUUCUGUUUCUAUUUAAAGUUUUUCUGGACAUUCAUUCUGGGUACAUGAAUAGAUACGGAGAUUAUGUUUUGAGCCCGAAGAAAGUUAGGAAAAUGUAUUUCUCCAAAGUAUACCUUCGAAGAAGAGACUUCCUAGCAAACUUUUUAAUAUGCUAUUUAGUCUUCGCUUUAUCACUGUCUCCGAAAAUGAAAAUGGCAUUAUUCUGCUAUGCACGAUCGCCUCAGCUAACUAGAAUUACGUAUUUAUUUACGUACAGAACACAUAGAAAAACGAGCAUUGGUUCAGCGAAUUUAUUGUUUAAACUGACAACAAUUGCUAUAUGGGCAUCAAUACUAUCGCACGUCAACGCCUGCCUGUUUUUCAAACUAUCCUGUCUUACUCCGGUGCACUGCACAUCAGCUAACUGGAUGUCAAAGGAAGCUCUUAAUUUACGAGCGAAAUAUUCCGAGGGUAAUUUCUUUGCGUUGUACGUAGCAGCAUUGUGGUACAUGAUCAAUUUGUUAACAAUAACAGGCACGGGAGAUGUGUCAUCACAAAACAGUUUUGAAGUCAUCGAAACUAUUAUUGUGAUCAUCGUCAUCAAGUUCUGUACAGGACUUCUGAUAUCAGAAAUGUCAGCAAUGAUCACAGCUCAUUCGUCAUCGCGCAUAGCAUACGAUUAUGAUAUAAACGAACUGAGAGAUGGUUUACGAGAUAUGGAUCUAAGUGUACACCAAAUGAGCAAAAUGUGGGACUACGUGCGUGAGCUAUGGAACAGACAACAAGGAAAACAGAUGCCAGCCCUAGUCUACAAGCUACCAUUCCGGCUCCGUUGUCAAGUAAUGCAAGCAGUAUACGGAUCCCACAUCCGAGAAUCAGUCAUAUUCAGCAAAACUGAUGACGAUUUUCGUCGCAUGCUUGUGAUGUGGAUGAAACAUUGUGUCUUCUUUCCUGGCAACUAUAUCGUGCAGUGCGGUGACUCAGAUCAAUGCAUCUACUUCAUACAUAGAGGACAGGUUGAAGUGCUCACCGUGCACCCGAACUUAACGGAGUCAAUUUAUGACGUUUUGGGACCAGAAGACAGUUUUGGGAUCGCUCAGGGUCUAUUUGUGGGCGUGGUCCACCAUUUCUCCUUUAGAGCUCGGACUGUCGUUGACAUUGUGUAUCUAAAGUUGGACCACUGGAAGUACCUUCUCGAUUACUAUCCAAAAUCAGCCAAAAUAGUUCAGCGGAAGGUCCAAAAUGUGUAUUUAGCUAUUUAGUAUAGAAAGAUACUUAUGUUUUAAUUGUUAGUUUUAAUGGGAACUUAAAAUGUUUAACGUAAAGUCGAUAAUUGUUUGCACACUUAGGUUUUAAAAGUAGUAUGUACUUCUAUGUUAUAGUGAUACAAAUAUUUUGGGUUCGCCUUUAAGUUUACAUAGUCAGAUAGAAAUAAAUAAAUUAUAUGGAAAAAUAGUGUGUUUAUUU
Messenger RNA from Spodoptera frugiperda (fall armyworm), 6977 nucleotides. RefSeq lists its product as uncharacterized. The transcript is spliced from 33 exons. Bases 254 to 6772 code for a protein of 2172 amino acids. NCBI's taxonomy places the organism in Eukaryota, Metazoa, Arthropoda, Insecta, Lepidoptera, Noctuidae. The record is from RefSeq and is a predicted model, not a curated record. Gene Ontology annotation, molecular function: protein-containing complex binding.